CAGCCGCUCCUCCGCGCGUGAGGGCCCCUCGCGGCCCCUCCCGGGUUCGGGAGACCCGGGCCCGCCGCCCGCCCGGCCCGCGGCCGCCUCUUCCUCUCGCAGCCCCGCGGCGCUUGCCGCAGUCGCAGGCGGCGGAGAAGCCAGAGCGCCCCAGGUACCAGUGCGGGCGGGAGGCGGAGGCGACCCUGCGGCCGGGUGGGGAGGGGGCGCCGCGCGGCCGCUGCCCUCCGCUUCCCGCGGGGCCUGGAGGUCCCGGCGAACCCCCGCGCAGUGUGAGCCCGAUCCCGGUGCCUCCGUGCCAGCUGAGACCUGCCUUUCCCCGGGGGGCUUUGCUCCGGCCCCUAGGCCCCCGCCCUGCAGACCCCACCCUGGCACCCCACACGCCCACCGGCCGCGGGGAGUCUGCUCCGGCCCGAGAGCGCCCAUUCACCCCCCGCGCCCACCUCCUCGCGCUCCCACUUCCCCGAGCUCUGCCCCGGCCGGACGCCCCUACCCUAUCUUGCCGCCCGCCCCCUCCAGGACUCUCUGCUCCCACCCCGGGGCGCCCAUCCGACAUCUGCUUGACUUCCCGCCGCUUCCUUUAGGGGCCUCGGCUCAUCGGGUGCCCCUCCCCAAACUUCCAACCCGUUUGCUCCAGGUGUCCUUGCCCCGUUCCCGAGGGCGCCCAAAUAGCCACUCUGCGUCCUCUUGUGGUCGCUGCCCCCUGACCUAGCGCGACCCAGUGCCCCCGCCCAUGUCUCCCCACUCGCCUCCCCCGGGGGGCGUGGUGAGUCGCUGUCUGCUCUCGCCGACGGUGCCCGUCCAGCCUGCGCUUCGCCGGGGCCCUCACCUGCCUUCCCACCACCCUAUCACGCCCUUACCCUCCACCCCCGGUCCCCAUGGUCCCAGAGCCGGGCCCCACCGCCAAUAGCACCCCGGCCUGGGGGGCGGGGCCGCCGUCGGCCCCGGGGGGCAGCGGCUGGGUGGCGGCCGCGCUGUGCGUGGUCAUCGCGCUGACGGUGGCGGCCAACUCGCUGCUGAUCGUGCUCAUCUGCACUCAGCCCGCGCUGCGCAACACGUCCAACUUCUUCCUGGUGUCGCUCUUCACGUCCGACCUGAUGGUGGGGCUGGUGGUGAUGCCGCCGGCCAUGCUGAACGCGCUAUACGGGCGCUGGGUGCUGGCGCGCGGCCUCUGCCUGCUCUGGACCGCCUUCGACGUAAUGUGCUGCAGCGCCUCCAUCCUCAACCUCUGCCUCAUCAGCCUGGACCGCUACCUGCUCAUCCUCUCGCCGCUGCGCUACAAGCUGCGCAUGACGCCCCCGCGUGCCCUGGCGCUAGUCCUGGGCGCCUGGAGCCUCGCCGCGCUCGCCUCCUUCCUGCCCCUGCUGCUGGGCUGGCACGAGCUGGGCCACGCACGGCCCCCAGUCCCGGGCCAGUGCCGCCUGCUGGCCAGCCUGCCCUUCGUCCUCGUGGCGUCGGGCCUCACCUUCUUCCUGCCCUCCGGUGCCAUAUGCUUCACCUACUGCAGGAUCCUGCUGGCUGCCCGAAAGCAAGCCGUGCAGGUGGCCUCCCUCACCACCGGCAUGGCCAGCCAGGCCUCGGAGACACUGCAGGUGCCCAGGACCCCACGCCCAGGGGUGGAGUCUGCUGACAGCAGGCGUCUAGCUACGAAGCAUAGCAGGAAGGCCCUGAAGGCCAGCCUGACGCUGGGCAUCCUGCUGGGCAUGUUCUUUGUGACCUGGUUGCCCUUCUUUGUGGCCAAUAUAGUUCAGGCCGUGUGCGACUGCAUCUCCCCAGGCCUCUUCGAUGCCCUCACGUGGCUGGGUUACUGUAACAGCACCAUGAACCCCAUCAUCUACCCACUCUUCAUGCGGGACUUCAAGCGGGCGCUGGGCAGGUUCCUGCCAUGUCCACGCUGUCCCUGGGAGCGCCAGGCCAGCCUGGCUUCACCAUCACUGCGCACCUCUCACAGCGGUCCCCGGCCCGGCCUUAGUCUACAGCAGGUACUGCCGCUGCCCCUGCCGCCGGACUCAGACUCGGACUCAGACGCAGGCUCGGGCGGCUCCUCAGGCCUGCAGCUCACGGCCCAGCUGCUGCUUCCUGGCGAGGCCACCCGGGACCCCCCGCUGCCCACCAGGGCCGCUGCCGCUGUCAACUUCUUCAACAUCGACCCCGCAGAGCCCAAGUUGCGGCUGCAUCCACUUGGCACCCCCACGAACUGACCCGGGCUUGGGGCUGGCCAGUGGGGAGCUGGACUGAGCAGAACCCAGACCCUGAGGCCUUGGGCCAGCUCUUGGCUAAGACCAGGAGGCUGCAAGUCUCCUGGGAGCCCUCUGAGCUCCAGGGGGGUGUGCAGAGCCGGCCCCUGCUGCCAUCUCCAGGCCCCUUACCUGCAGGGAUCAUAGCUGACUCAGAUACCGUGUUCCGAAGGAUGCUCCACCGUCGAGUGUAACUUGUGUGUGCAGAGGAUGGGCUGGAGGACUCCGGAUGUUGGGGAGAAGGACCUCUUGGUCCAGGUUAGGGUGUAAACAAUCAUGGCUUUUGCCCAUUCUGUCAGGCUGGACAGCAGGGAAUGCCCCCACCCGCAGGCAUGGAUUAAUGCUGGGCUGAACCCCUCGCUACUCACAGUGUAGUCCAUGGACAAUCAGCAUUGCCAUCACCUUUGGGCGUUUGUGCAAAAUGCACAUUUCUGCCCCUGCCCAGACCUGCUGAGUCAGAACUGCAUGUUACCAAGAUCCCAGGUGAAUCACGUGCCUGUUACAGUCUGAGAUGUGCUGCCUUAGAUGAUCUUUAACCCUGAGAAUGAUUUGCUGGAGGGUUUUUGGACCUGCCAAUCCCCCCACCCUGGUAUAUAUGUGGCAGCAGCUGCACCUGGGAGGCAGGCAGGCACACAUGUGGGCCUCUGCCCUACCACCUAUGAGCUCUGGGGCCAGACACGAGUUACUUAACCUCUCCGAGUCUCGGUUAUCCCAUCUGUAAGAUAGAGAAAUGAUCUUGCAGGGUUGUCUUGAGAAUUAAGAUAAUGUGGGCCCAGCACCCAGUACCUGGUCAGUUAAGUGAUACGUUCUGUUGCUACGACCCCCCGCUAUCCCGCCCCCUGGCCUCUCUGGCUGUGUGUCAGGAAGGGCUCUUUCUUUCCAUUGUUCUCUUUCCAUUUGCCUCCCCCUCUUCAGCCCCGGCCUGGCCUCCCACAGCCUGACUCUGGUUCCCCAACUCCCUGUUCUGGCUCCUGGGUGGGGACCCCAUCUCUCAGGGACCCUCCCAGCUCCCAAGCUGCUGCACUGCCUCUCCUGGGGGCAAAAGGGGCAGGUGGCAGUUUCUUUUUCAGCCUCAGGACUGGUUUACCUUGAUCCUGGGGGGUCCUUGGACCUAGAAGAGAACAACUGAUGGGGAUAAACCCAGCCCUUUGCCCACCUCCCUCUGGCCUUCCCUGGGGUCAGUGAGAGAAACGGGAAUGGUAGCUACCUGGGUCAACAGAGCAGAGUCGAAGAAGAGCUGUCCCUGGUGUGGGUGGGGCCCACGAGGCAUGCAGGUGGACUCUGGCACAGGGGCCUUGGUUUCUGGGGGCAGGGGGCUGGGGAACUCUUGGUCGCCACAGUUUACCUGCCAUAGGUCCUUUUUCAGCCCUGCCUCCCCCAAGUUCCAUCAACACAAACUCCCAGGGGGUCCUCCAUACCUGGCCUGGCGCUCUCCUUGGUGCUGAUGAGACACAACUCUGGCUCCGGCCACGGGCCAUUGAGGGGCCAUGGUGCUUGUGGGGCUUCCUCUAUCCCCCAGGCCUGCCCAAGGGGACUCUCAAUAAACUCCAGCUGAAGGCA
Macaca mulatta (Rhesus monkey) is the source of this 3797-nucleotide messenger RNA. RefSeq names its product 5-hydroxytryptamine receptor 6 (gene HTR6). NCBI's taxonomy places the organism in Eukaryota, Metazoa, Chordata, Mammalia, Primates, Cercopithecidae. The record is from RefSeq and is a predicted model, not a curated record. Gene Ontology annotation, biological process: chemical synaptic transmission; G protein-coupled receptor signaling pathway, coupled to cyclic nucleotide second messenger; adenylate cyclase-modulating G protein-coupled receptor signaling pathway. Gene Ontology annotation, cellular component: dendrite; plasma membrane. Gene Ontology annotation, molecular function: neurotransmitter receptor activity; G protein-coupled serotonin receptor activity.